AUGCCUACCGACGCCGCUGCACAGUCGCCCGCGCCUUCAGAAGCGAAGCUCAACAGUGUUGCCAAUUCAACUGCGCCUGCUGCAGGAACUUCCACAGAACUCCUGGACUUCCCACACUACAGAGAGCUUCUAAAGAGCUUGCGCAAUAACACAAAGCGGAAGAAUGCGACCGCCAAAGUUGACGCCAUCAUCGCCGAAAACCCCGGUAAAUCCCUUGACGAGCUUGUUGCGGAGGGCAAGAUCAAUGCCGACCAGAAGGCGCAGGCUUUGAAGAAGCCAGCUAUCCAGGCGGCCAUUGCACAGACUGAAGAGCAGCUUGCUCACUACAACGAGCUUGCUGCGAUCUAUGAGCAGCGCCUCGCCAGUCAAAAGGCGGAAUUGGAGGAAGCACACAAACAGGAGGUGGAAUCCCUGCAGGAGAAGGCUGCUGCUGCUGCUGCUGCUGAGGUUCCUGAGUCACCAAAAGAGGACAUUGAUCAGAAGUUAUUGAGCCUAAGCAAGUUCCUUAGUGCUGUUGCGAAUCUGCGCCACACCGGAGACGGCACUUCACCCAAGAGCCGUGCCUUUGAGGGCGUGCUGUUCCAGGUGUAUGGCGGCAGCCUCGAUGCUGUUGCUUCGAUGAAGAAGCUCAUUGAUGGCGUUGAUGAGAAGAUCUCCAGCGUUGAGGGGGAGACGCUCGACAUCACCUAUUCAAAGGUCAAGCAGCUCUCCGAACAGGGCACUCCGGCCGAGGAACCGGCCUCAGAAGCUACCCCGGCAGCCGACCCUACCACCGCGAACGCCGCCUACACCGAGCUUGAUGACCCAGCUUAUGUGACUGCAGCCCACGACGCCGCAGCCCCCGCGGUCGAAGCCGAGAAUAUCCCUCCGCCUCCACAGACACUCGUGCCUGAUGCCGCAAAUGCGGUCGCAGAGGCUGCUUGGGAGCCCCACGCUGACCCUCUUGCAUCCUCGACGAACACGGAGGGCUAUGUCGAGAUUCCACGCGACCCUGCUGAGACUGAUACGGGUCUUCAGGCAACCAUUGGCAAUAUCAGCGCCGAUGUUGUGACUGACGCAAGCGCUGAACCCGUCAAGGCCGGCGGUGAUGAUUUCAAACAAGUCGUUCAUCACCAGAGACAGGGUAGCUUCAGGGGCCGUGGCCCCCGACGUGGUCGCGGUGAUGGACAACGUGGAGGUGGACGUGGACGAGGAGAUGGCCGCGGUCGUGGUCGGGGCCGUGGUGGUUUCCGGGGACGUGGCGGACCCAACGGUGCUCCUGCUGUCACCCCAGUGUCUCAAUAG
Messenger RNA from Aspergillus calidoustus, 1284 nucleotides. The record is from the annotation of a GenBank genome assembly. Lineage: Eukaryota; Fungi; Ascomycota; Eurotiomycetes; Eurotiales; Aspergillaceae.